Molecule: messenger RNA, 4522 nt
Organism: Vicugna pacos (alpaca)
Lineage: Eukaryota; Metazoa; Chordata; Mammalia; Artiodactyla; Camelidae
Source: RefSeq, a predicted model, not a curated record
GAAGCUUUUUGCACUCCACCACCUCUGGCCGCUGGGAAGACGUCAUCGCUUCCGCCCUACUUCCUCCUCCUGUUGGCGGCGGUGAGAAUCCAAUAUGGAGUAAAUCGGUGGAGUCGAGAGAUGGGGCUCGGACGGGGCGCCCUGCACCGCCUCCCAGGCGCACCUCCCCCGGCCGCCGACCGCUCCCCGGAACCGUGAUUGGCCCGGCCCCCCCCCGGGGGCGACCCCGGGCAGAGCCCCUACCCGCGGCCGGCCCUCUCCUCCUGCUCUCAGCAGUCCCCGCCGCUUCACGGCGCGCUUGUUUUCUCCUCCUCUCCCCUACCGCCGUCCCCUGCCCAAAUCUCUCCCCUUCGCCGACUCCCGAGCCCCCGGAGUCCCCGCCCGCCUCGCCCCUCGGCGCUGCGGCGCUCACUCCUCCCGAAGCUUGCCUGUGCACCCCUUCCUCAGACCUCACCCCGCACUCCGGUCACCCUGCUUCCCCUUCUGCCUUCUGCGGCGCCCCCUUCAUCUCUAGCCGCCCCCCCUCUCCAACCAAAUCAGGCGAUCUCCGGAGAUGUGAAGAAAGGGGGGUGAGCGGACAGGAAGAUGAAGGGAGCAAAGCUGCCCGCCGCGGGACAGGCGUCUAGGUGAACAGGAAAAUGACCGAAGAAACACACCCGGACGAUGACAGCUAUAUUGUGCGCGUCAAGGCUGUGGUUAUGACCAGAGAUGACUCCAGCGGGGGAUGGUUCCCACAGGAAGGAGGCGGGAUCAGUCGCGUGGGGGUCUGUAAGGUCAUGCACCCCGAAGGCAAUGGACGAAGCGGCUUUCUCAUCCAUGGUGAACGACAGAAAGACAAACUGGUGGUUUUAGAAUGCUACGUAAGAAAGGACUUGGUCUACACCAAAGCCAACCCAACCUUUCAUCACUGGAAGGUCGACAAUAGGAAGUUUGGACUUACUUUCCAAAGCCCUGCUGAUGCUCGAGCCUUUGACAGGGGAGUGAGGAAAGCAAUCGAAGACCUCAUAGAAGGCUCAACAACAUCCUCCUCCACCAUCCACAACGAAGCUGAGCUUGGCGAUGAUGACGUUUUUACAACAGCUACAGACAGUUCUUCUAAUUCGUCUCAGAAGAGGGAACAACCUACUCGGACAAUCUCCUCGCCCACAUCCUGUGAGCACCGGAGGAUUUAUACCCUGGGCCACCUCCACGACCCAUACCCCACAGACCACUAUCACCUCGAACAGCCGAUACCAAGGCCCUACCGCCAGGUGAGCUUCCCGGACGACGACGAGGAGAUUGUGCGCAUCAACCCCAGGGAGAAGAUCUGGAUGACGGGCUAUGAGGACUACCGGCACGCGCCGGUGAGGGGCAAAUACCUGGACCCCUCAGAGGACGCGGACUCCUACGUGCGCUUCGCCAAGGGCGAGGUCCCCAAGCACGACUACAACUACCCCUACGUGGACUCCUCAGACUUUGGCCUCGGCGAGGACCCCAAAGGGCGCGGGGGCAGCGUGAUCAAGACGCAGCCCUCCCGGGGCAAGUCCCGGCGGCGGAAGGAGGACGGCGAGCGCUCCCGGUGCGAGUACUGCCGGGACAUGUUCAACCACGAGGAGAACCGGAGGGGCCACUGUCAGGACGCGCCCGACUCCGUGAGAACUUGCAUCCGCCGGGUGAGCUGUAUGUGGUGUGCGGACAGCAUGCUCUAUCACUGUAUGUCGGACCCCGAGGGAGACUAUACAGACCCGUGCUCGUGCGAUACUAGCGACGAGAAGUUUUGCCUCCGGUGGAUGGCUCUUAUUGCCUUGUCUUUCUUGGCCCCCUGUAUGUGCUGUUACCUGCCCCUGCGGGCCUGCUACCACUGCGGAGUGAUGUGCAGGUGCUGCGGGGGGAAGCACAAAGCGGCUGUGUGACUUGGUUUCCCUCCCUCGCCCUCCUCCAUCCACAGCCCCAAGGGAACUUGUCUCCUCCAUCCUCUCAUCUUCUCCCCCGCUCACCGGUACCUGAGGCGCCGCUCCGGCCCGGGGAACCUGCCCGGUGGACUCUGCACCCCCGGCCACCCACGCUCGCACGCACAGUGUUCUAAGGAAGGGAACCUCCGCGCAGACGCUGAUGUGUUAUUAACGAUCUGUAAUCAAGCUUACUGUCUCAUGCUUUGUGCUGAUUUCAUAUCCUUCCUGCCCACCUCUUCCAGUUCAAAGGUGCCUGCAGUGGGUACUGCUGAUUUUUGGUGGGUUUUUGUUGGUUUUUCCAAGAGCACCGAAGGCCAUCUUUUCUCUUGGUUCAGCUUGUCUGUUGCUCACGAACUUGCUUCCUCGGGUUCCUGUGGAAAUGGGAUGUCAGAUGAUGAAACCCUACCAGACGUAUUUUAACCUGCAGUCAGUUAUUCUGUACAGGAGGUGAGCUAGUUAACAAACUUCUACCACAAAGCAAGAUCGCUUUAACUUUUCGAAACCAAACUUCCCAUGUAAGCUGCAGUUUCUAUCUUGAGCCCAUCCUUCAUCUUCUGUCACCACCCCCACCCCCCAGAAAAAUCCGUCAUUCACUGAUGCAAAACAUUCACUUGUAAAAUGACUGAGAAUUGAGCCUUAACUUCAGAUUAACUUGUGAGAAUCAGGAAAAUUCUUUAAACUGCAUUGCAUCCUCUCGGACCAGGGCUAGAAGGGGGAUUUCAGGUUUCUCUGAGCCUCCCCAGUUACCCCUAAUGUAGAACUUUUUAAAAUUGUGUCGCCACCACUUGUAAAAAUUUAGCAAUAUUAGAAGACAAUGCAAAUGAUGUAAGAAAUUUUGCUCAUGGUUUUGCAAACCAAAUCGUCUAUUCAAACACAAACUGGUGUUCUCCAAACCCAGACCAGUUGAGAAACAGUGAGGUUGUGGUAAAUAACACUAUAGGAACUUUUUCCCCUCAGUGGCUAUUUUUCUAUUAACUGGGGGAAAUUUUAAAUGUCAUCAAUUUGAAGAGUGGUGGGUUGCAUUUUGUUCAUGGGUUUGUGUUCUUGUCUUCAUUUUGGACUCAAUCUCACGUCAUCAAAUUCUUCAUUUAUACUUGGGAAAAAACAAGGCCAUAUGUAAAAACCCUUCCAAAGCCUAAGUGUCUUUCUCCUGCAACUCCAAACCCAGACUUACCACUUCGGGUGCACAGAUGGUUAGGUCCGCAGGCUGGGUCUACCUGGCGACUUGCCACGUGGGAGGCCUCUAAUUAGCUGGAAAAUAGUAUUUUUCUAAUAUAUUGCAAGGAAUAGCCAAAUCUUACUGCAGAAAGAAAAGUGGAGCGUGGUUGUUACCUGUAUCUAGCAUAGUACAAUCAGAAUGUCGUGGAGACCCUAGGGGACAGGCUUGUCAACGCUGGCGGAUCUUCCUGCCAUGAUCUUCCUGUGGUAAUUGCCAGCUCAGGGCACGGCCCGAUCCCUCUCUCCCCACCGCCCCCAUCCCUUCUCUGUUGCACACAGGACAUCAGUCUUCAAGGAAAGGGACUGUUUUCUUUUUCCAGGCUGCCAGUCGUGUUGGGACAGUGCUAGGCACGCUUACCUUCAUGGGAAUGCUUUCAGCUUGCCUGAGAGCACAUCGCAUUUCUUUAUCAGAUCAUCCAUGUAAAUACCCAGUGUGCUUACCAGUUCCGUUGUAGAUGUUUUCAUUUGUUGGAGUGGCUGGCUUGGGCCUGCCUUCCGGUUUGGGACAGGAGCAGCGAGCUGUCAAUCUGGUGAUGCAAGAAGAGAGCCGCUUCCCAGCCUGGAGAACAUCUAGAAAACCUUCAAGCAGCCUCAAGACAUUGUUCAGAGACCAUCUUCUCCCCAGACCUGAGGCGUUUCCUCAGGCCCUUUCUCAAGGUCUCCUCUACAAAGCACAACACUAAUAUAUGUUUUGUUCGACCGCAGUUCAAGUGCCCCUAUUUAUUUCAGUAAGAAGAACACAUACCCCGGCCGCUUUUUGUUUGUCACCGCUAGUUAGUCGUUAUCUGUUUUUAUCUUCCUUUCCCCCUUGUCCUCUUCCACCCCUUUGAAGAGUUAACGCUAGUGAGUCUUACUCCGCGUAUCCUUUUUGGUUUGUGAAGAAGGCAGCGGUUAAGGGCACAAGGACAGCCCAGCCAUGGGGACAUUUAUGUAAAUACGUCUCUCUAAUUGCCACACUGCAGCUGAACAGCGUGCAGUGUUUUCCCAGUCAGCUUUGCCAUACUGACGUCAAUCAUCUGAGAGAAAUUAUUCAGAUUUUAUUUUUGUAUCUGUGGUAACAAAACAUUAACCAAAAGAUUUUCUGUUUGGAAGCUUCCCCCACCGACCCCCGUCCCCGCCCCCUCCACCAAGCUGUUUGCUCACAUUAACAAAUUAAAGUGCCUGAAGCAUAAUUCAUUCUUUACCUGUAUACUAAAAACCCCGUUGUAUUGAUUUUUUUAUAAUAAGCCUUUUUACCUCUGUGUAAAAAAUAUAUAUACAAGUGUAUGAUGUACAUUUUAGUUCUUAACUUUUUUUUAUGGUUUCUAAUAUGUAUGACCAAUGUAGCCAUUGCUUUAAAAUGUACCGUGUAAAUACAAACACAUCCUAUCUGA